Messenger RNA from Oreochromis aureus, 2699 nucleotides. Its product is annotated as sodium/hydrogen exchanger 9B2-like. Bases 67 to 1602 code for a protein of 511 amino acids. NCBI's taxonomy places the organism in Eukaryota, Metazoa, Chordata, Actinopteri, Cichliformes, Cichlidae. Gene Ontology annotation, cellular component: membrane. The record is from RefSeq and is a predicted model, not a curated record. Gene Ontology annotation, biological process: proton transmembrane transport. The transcript is spliced from 13 exons. Gene Ontology annotation, molecular function: antiporter activity.
UGCACGUUUCUGGUAAAGGUAGGGAGUAAAGUUCAGGCUGGUCAAGAGGACAGAGAGAUCACCGUCAUGCCCCGGAGGAAGACGGAGGAGCCGGACGACACGACCACGAUGAAGACGCCAUCAUCUGACUCUUCCUCCUCCUGCUGCGCGCCCUGUAUCAGUCUGAAGGACAGAUGUCCUCGACCUCGGGGAAUCAUCAGCCUGCUCAUCACCAAAGUGUGUUUGUUUGCUCUGCUGUUCGGAGUCGUCUGGUCCAUCACAGGAAGAGAGUGUUUACCUGGAGGGAACCUGUUCGGCAUCAUCAUCCUCUUCAUCUGCUCCGUGCUGGGAGGGAAGCUGGUGGGAAUGAUCCAGCUGCCCACACUACCCCCCUUUCCUCCACUGCUUGGUAUGCUGCUGGCGGGUUUGCUAUUGCGUAAUGUUCCUUAUGUAACGGACGCCAUCUUCAUCGACACUCACUGGUCUGCAGCUCUGAGGAACAUCGCCUUGUCCAUCAUCCUUACCAGAGCUGGUCUGGGGCUCAACCCUGAGGCUUUAAGUCGACUGAAAGCAGUGUGCGUACGUGUUGCAGUUGGACCCUGUAUGGUGGAAGCCUGCAUUGUUGCUGUGGUUUCUCACUUCCUGCUGGGUCUGCCAUGGGUUUGGGGUUUCAUACUGGGUUUUGUACUGGCUGCCGUUUCUCCAGCAGUUGUUGUUCCUUCAAUGCUGCUCCUGCAGAGAGAAGGAUAUGGAGUGGAGAAGGGAAUCCCCACCCUCCUGAUGGCUGCUGGAAGCUUUGAUGAUAUUCUCGCUAUAACAGGAUUCUCUACUUGUUUGGGAAUCGCCUUCUCUACAGGUUCUACAUGGAUGAACAUACUGAAGGGUCUGCUGGAGGUGGUGGGAGGCAUCGUAGCUGGUAUGAUCCUGGGAAUGUUCUUGUACUGCUUCCCCAGCAAUGACCAGGAGGAUCUGGUCUUGAGGAGGACCCUCAUGUUGCUGGGUCUGUCCACAUUUUCAGUCUUCUUCAGUCAUGUUAUUGGUUUUGCUGGAGCUGGAGGUCUCUGUACACUGGUGCUGGCUUUCCUGGCAGCACUGGGCUGGAAGACUGAAAAGGCACCAGUAGCAGAAAUGGUGGGCCGGUCAUGGGAUGUAUUUCAGCCACUCCUGUUUGGUCUGAUUGGAGCUGAGAUCACGAUUAAAGCACUCAGCCCAAGUACUGUGGGUCUGGGUAUGGCCUGCAUUCUUGUUGGUCUGGUGAUCCGUCUACUUGUCACCUUCCUGUUGGUUCAUUAUGGAGGAUUCAACUUAAAAGAGAAGCUCUUCAUUUCUGUGGCCUGGCUGCCUAAAGCUACUGUGCAGGCUGCCAUUGGCUCCAAGGCGUUGGACAUGGCGAGGGAGGAAGGGGACGAGGCCUUAAUUAAGUUUGGUUUGGACGUGCUAACAUUAGCGGUGUUAGCCAUCUUGACCACAGCUCCAGUUGGUGCACUGGGUAUCGGACUGGCAGGACCCCGUCUCCUGGCCCGGCAGGUCAAAGCAGAAGAGACAGAAGGUGAAGCUACACCAUCUUACCGCAACGGGGUUGUUCAAGAAAAAGACAAUGGGACUCUCGAGAGCAAGCUAUGAAGCUUCUGAGUGGAAAAACUGACUAUAUAUAUAAAUUGUAUAUACAAUAUAUAGAUAUGUCCACACAUUAUGUAAAUCAUAAACAGAAUUUAGCUGCAGUUCAUUUAUAUAUACUGGCUGUCAAUAUCUUCUAUUUUCUCAUAUGCUCAGGUUAGAAACUAUAAAUGUGCAAAUGUUUAUAUUUUUGUUAGGCUAUUAAUAGUAAAGUAAGAGAAACUGCCGCUUGUGUCAAUUAUAAUAUCCCAUCAUGUCCUUCGUAGUGUUGUGUAGUGUACUAUAUUGAUAUUUAUGCACUUUGGUAAAAUGCAAUGAUUAAUUUUACAUUACACUAAGCAGAUUGUGUUAUCAGCUCAUUAGCAGUGACAGAAUCUAUAUUAUGAAUUAAUUUCUGGCUAGCUAGUGUUAACAUAAGCUAAAACAUAUUUGCCACACCAGGUUUCAUUUUCUUACUUCAUUUUUUAUUUUCUUCUGUUUGUCUGUUGCAUAAGUGAAGUACAGCUGAGGUCAUUCAUCAUAUGGGGACUGGCAAAUAGUUUAGCUAGCAUGCUAAUCUGACGUGUUGGGGUUUAGAUAUGGUGGAGUAACAAAGUUGAUGCUGGAAGUCAGGUCUUUAAACUGACAUCACAUUCUACAACAAAAAACCAAAAUCCUUUCUGGUGUCAGGUUUGGUUAUAAAAAGCUAAAAUGUUCAUUUUUACUGUUGUGUGUGCUUAAAACAUGGUUAUUUACAAAAACAAAUACUGGAUACAGAUUAAGUAAUUAAUGGCAGUAACAGAUAGUAUACUGUUAGCCUCAUUAAACAGCAUCAAAUGUGGAAGUGACUAAUCUUUACUGGUAAUCUACUGUCUAAUGACAUUUUCAAAGAUAUAUUAAUAUAUUCUUAGAUAAUAUUCAUACAAAAUAUUCCGAAUGUUCAUCUUUAAGACAGACUUCAUUACAUGCAUCGCUGCCAGCCUGGAAGCUUGUAUCAGUAAUCAUGUAAUCAUUAAGCAUGCUGUAAUUAUUUUCUGUGUCAUUGUGAUCAGCUGUAAUUUACAUGUGCAGCUUUAAUUCAAAGCUCAAUAAAUAUUUAUCAAUAAAGUCAGAAUAUUAAAAAA